CCGCCAAAUAUAGAAUGCCCGGAUAACGUGUUCAGCAACACGGAACCAAAAAAGCCCACCAGGAGGGUGAAGUGGAGAAGACCAUUUGCCACGGACACCUCGGGUCACAUGCCCACAAUUACCAGCUUCCCAAAGGGUAUUGUGUCACCUCACGACUUUCCGAUUGGAAAAACACGCAUAAUCUACACAGCUACGGACCACAGUGGAAAUUCACAUUCAUGUGUGUUUACGGUUACCAUUGUAGAUAAGGAACCUCCAAAGAUAACUUGUCCCAAAGAUAUGGAAGUCAUCAAGACAGGGCCAGGUCACACAACUGUUGUCCACUGGCACCCGCCGACUGCUGAUGAUAACUCUGGAGGACACGUCGUUUUGUUUACUGAGUCGGUCGCUGAUUCCGGUUUUACAGUGGGGCGACAUCGAAUUACUUACAAGGCCACGGACCCGUCGGGCAAUAAGGCGUCAUGUACAUUCACUAUAACUGUUUCAAAUCCCAAGUGCCCGGCUUAUGCUCCUCCACUGAAUGGUCUCAUGGCUUGCGCGCAUUCGCAUCUGUUAGGCGGGACAGUGUGCACACCACAGUGUAAUCUCCCCAGGGAUUUCACCAGAGUUCCUGCCCAUAUGUACAUCUGCCAAUCGACAGGAACAUGGUUUGCGUGGGAUUCACGCCCAGUGGUGUCACAAGAGUUACCUUGGCCAGAUUGUACUGAUGUUGAUGGACCAGUGUUAUUUCGAAAAGGAAUGAGUUGGCAAAGCUUUUCAGGAGACUGUUUGGAUCCCAAAGUCCAGAAACUAGCCAAACAAAACUUGGUAAAAGCCUUCAUCGAUGUUUUUGGUCAGGAUUUUGGCCUCAUGGCAGACGACAUCAGCAUUGCAUGCGGCAAGUCCCGGAGAAACGAGAAAAGUGUUCUGCCGGGGGCAGAAUUCAAAAGUGAAUGAAGUGGACCAACUACUGAGAGAGUAGCUAACCAGUCAUGCACGAGAGUUGUUACCUGUCAACACGAAAUCGUUGCAUUGGAUUACAACAAUAAAAC
Molecule: messenger RNA, 1031 nt
Organism: Pocillopora verrucosa
Lineage: Eukaryota; Metazoa; Cnidaria; Anthozoa; Scleractinia; Pocilloporidae
Product: sushi, von Willebrand factor type A, EGF and pentraxin domain-containing protein 1
Source: RefSeq, a predicted model, not a curated record